AUGCUGAAGAUUGGAUUUUAAACUUAAAAUUAUCAGGAUCUAAAUACUCAGAAUUUAUUCAUAAAAAAAUAAUAAUCCACUUAAGAUAAUUAGAUUAUUUGUGAAAAUCGCAUUCGAUUGCUCAAUAAUAGCUGGAUUACAAAAAUUAGUUCUAAAUUGGCAUCCUUCAAGUUAUUUCAAGAGUAUCAACCAAUAAAGAACAUCUUGGAUAAUCUAAAUGAGUAAACAUCAAAUAUGUUUGAAUUUUCAGAGAAAUAAUUAAUAAGUCCAAAACUAUGUGCAACUUUAGAAUAAAAAGAUCUAUGUUAUGCAAUUGUAUUUGAUCCUCAAGGGAAGAUUAUGGUUUCGGGUUGUGGAAAUAAAAUUAUAAUUUGGAAUUUUGAGAAUGGUUAAAUUUAAGAAGUUAACUCGCUUUUGGAGCAUUAAAAGGAAAUUACUUGUUUGGUAUAUAGCUAAAUAAGCAAUUAUUUUAUUUCUGGAUCAAGUGAUGGAUCAAUUAGAUUAUGGAAUUCAGAGAAUAACAAUUAAUGGUAUAGCUCUAGACCAUAUUAUGAGCAUAACGAAUGGAUUUAUUGUAUGAUCAUAACCCAAAAUGAAGAUUAAUUAAUUUCAAGUAGUGCAGAUUUUACUAUUAAAAUAUGGAGUAUAGAUUUUAUUAAUUAUGAACUUACAUUUCUCUAUUCUUUAUCCUAUCAUACUAGCGAUGUAAACUCAUUAAGUUUAAAUGAAUCAGAGAAAGUAUUGGUUUCAUGUGGGUAUGAUAGUUUAAUAAUUAUUUGGUAAAAGGGUGUAAAAAAUUAGUGGUCAUUUUAGUAAAUUGUUAAUUAGUCAACAUAAGAAAAUGGAUAUCAUGUUCGGUUUUUAAAGGAAGAUUAAUUUAUUUGGUUACCUUCUAAAAGCAAUAUGUUGUGUGUGUACUAAAAUAAUAAUGGUAAAUUUGAAGAAAUUGUAGAUAAGAGAGUUUUAUUCAAAAAAGAUAAUUAAGGAUGUGUAAAUUUACCGUUCUUCCCAAUAAUUUUUAUGAAAAAUAAAAAUUUGAUAUGCUUAAGACAUUCAUUGCACAUUUUGUUACUCAAAGAACUCAAUAAUGGAUACAUUUCUAUUGUUUAGGAAUUAUAUUGCUAAGACUGGAGUACAUAUGGAGCAGUCACAAAUAAUGGGUAAUAUUUAAUAUAUUGGGGAGAAAAUAAGAAGAAAUAUGAUAUAUAUGAAUUAUAGUAUUAAUGA
Molecule: messenger RNA, 1227 nt
Organism: Paramecium tetraurelia
Lineage: Eukaryota; Ciliophora; Oligohymenophorea; Peniculida; Parameciidae
Exons: 2
Biological process (GO): iron-sulfur cluster assembly
Cellular component (GO): cytosolic [4Fe-4S] assembly targeting complex
Molecular function (GO): protein binding
Source: RefSeq, a predicted model, not a curated record